This is a messenger RNA of Aegilops tauschii subsp. strangulata, 932 nucleotides long. Its product is annotated as alpha carbonic anhydrase 1, chloroplastic-like. Lineage: Eukaryota; Viridiplantae; Streptophyta; Magnoliopsida; Poales; Poaceae. Gene Ontology annotation, biological process: one-carbon metabolic process. The record is from RefSeq and is a predicted model, not a curated record. Gene Ontology annotation, molecular function: zinc ion binding; carbonate dehydratase activity.
AUGGUGACUUCGGAGAAAAGUGCAAUUGUUGUUGCACUGUUGUGCAUGUGCUUUGUUGUGACCCAUGCAUGCGACGGAAAUGGUGUGAGAUUCGGGUACAGUGGGAGAACUGGCCCGGAACAUUGGGGGAGCUUAAGUCCUAAUUUCACCGUUUGCUCAAAAGGAAUCUACCAGUCUCCAAUUGACAUCGUCAGAGAUGGUGCCGUACACGACCCAGGAAUGGAGCCCCUAGAGAGGGAUUAUACUUCUACUAAUGCUUCAAUGGUUGACAACGUCUUCAACAUUGCGCUGCGAUACAAUGACACUGUUGGGACUGUCAAGGUGGAUGGGAAGAAGUACAAACUGAAGCAACUGCAUUGGCACUCUCCCUCAGAACAUACCAUCAAUGGCCAAAGAUUCGCGGUAGAGCUCCACAUGGUUCACUCCACCGAUGAUGGUGACAUUACUGUUGUGUCAAUCCUUUAUCGUUACGGAAAACCAGAUCCUUUCCUUCACCAGAUAAAGGAUAAGUUGGCUGAAUUGUCUGCGGAGGGCUGCAAAGCUGAGAAAGGUGAUCCUCUCCCCGUUGGGGUGGUGAAUAUGAGGGAACUAAUGCAGGGUGCACAUAGGUAUUUCAGAUAUGUUGGAUCUCUCACCGCACCACCAUGCACAGAGAAUGUGAUCUGGAACAUUCUUGGCGAGAUAAAAGAAAUGACAAAGGAUCAGGCUGCUACUUUGAUGGCUCCUUUGAAGGGGAGUUACAAGCACAACUACAGGCCGCUACAAUCACUGAAUGGUCGUGCCGUACACCUCUAUGACAGGUCACGCAAUGUUCCAAAUAUUCUUUAGCCAACUGAAGUUCGUGGUGAACUAUUUUGCUUGGUACCAAUCCAGAACAAUGAAAGAAGCGUAAGGUGACAUGAUAGAUUGCAAUAAAAUGUAGCUCGUGGCAU